GCUUCUGGCAGUUUUUUUUCCCAGCUUUCCUCCCUUCUUGCCGGCCUUUGGCAAACCUCAGCUGAUUUCCAAACCCUCCGUUGCUGCUGGGGGUUGGUACAAAGGUUUAAUUAUUUGCCUUUUCUCGGGUAAGGCGGGGAUAGGGAGAAGGUCGGGCCCCAUCGUCUGACACUCCUAAUCUUGCCCACUUUUGUUGUACACUCCCUCUCUCCCACCCCCCUUCCUUCCCUGUCUCCUGCCCAGCUCCCAGAGCCCACCAUGAAUCCACAGGCAUUUUGGGGAUGCUUUUGCCUGCUUUGCUUUUCCUUCCUGAGAUCAGCAAAAGGUAAGGGAGACUUUGGGCUGAUUUGGGUUCAGGGACACAACGGGGUCUGGAUGCCUGGAGAGGUGAGAUGCUCAUCCCAGCACUUAACCUCCUGGUCUACAGCCAAGCAGGGAACAGGGACUGGUAAACUGCAAGCAGCACGAGCAUGUCCUGAGGCAGGGAAGUUUUGGGGAUCAUGGCAGUCCUUCCUGGGGGUGAGGAAAACCAGAGAGCUGGAGCUUUUUAAACUGCACACAGCACAGAACUAUACAAACUCUUCAGUCUGUCUCACAGAGGAAAGCCCCAGGGACUGAGCUGGAUUUACAUUGAUUCAUUUGUUGUUAAAAGCAGCAAAGCUAUAAAACAUUUCAGAAGCCCAGCAAGUGUGUCAAAUUUGCAAGAGAAUUUCAAGUGACUUCAGAAAAUAGAUUUGACUGGUUUGUCACAGCAAAGGCAACCCUUCUCCCUUCAUCACAAUUGUAUACAAGCAAGAGAAGGGACUCAGAAUAAUUUUGGAGAAAUAAGGCUGAAGCAGGGUGUUUUGAUCUAAAGCUGUCCCACCACCUUCAUUUUGCCUUAGCACAAAGUCAGUAAUUUAAUUAAGAGUUAGAAGUUCUGAUGGAAAACCCAGAAUAUGAAUAAUUCAGUUUCUUUUCUCCCCUAAGAAGGUUGACUGUGCCCCAGUUAAUGCCCAGUGCUAAAAAGGCACUGGAGAAAUCCCUCCUGUCUGUGGGCAUGCUCAGGAAACUUCCCUUUAGGAUUAAAGUGCGUUUCUUUGGCAUUUCUAAAAGUCCUGAAGUCCCCAAGUGGAGACCCUGCUCGAGCCAUCAUUUUUGAGGCAGGGCUGGAAACACGAGCAGGAAUCAGCUGUCAGCCCGGAGAACACCCAAAUAUCUAAACCACGGGCACAAUUCCCCGUGAAAACCUUCCCAUCAGCUAGACUUCCAGUCCCAGGAGGUCGAGUGAUGCACAGGUCACGAGCACCCCUGCAAGCCCGGGUGCCCUCUGGAUGGAAGUUGCCAGGUGCAGGAAGUGGAGGAGAUCCAUGACUGCUUACCUUCAACAUUUCCAUCUUUCCACAGGGAAUUUGCAGCCACUCUCUUUCCAGCCCAGGACCCUGUACCAGUACCGGUACAUGCUGCAUGUCCAGCUGGACCACACGUCCACACCAUCCCCGUGGGGAGCCCGGCUGCAGGCUGAGGCAUUGAUCCAUCUGCACCGGCUCUGGAGGGACCAAGGCAGGGAAGAGCUGCUCCAGGUGCAGAUCCACAACCUGAAGGCCCAACACCAGCCAGAAGAGGAGAGGAACCAGGACAGCAGCAGAGGUCCCCCUGUAGAGAUUGCACUGAGCCAGGAGGCACAGGCAGAGUUCCAGCAGCCAGUGUUCAUCUCCUGGAACAGUGGGAAGGUCAAAGCUUUCUAUGGGAAUGAAGCGGAAAACAUCCUGAUCUCCAACCUGAAACGAGGCAUCAUCAGUCUGUUCCAGCUUCAGCCCCAUGCUGGCACCACAGUGGAGGAAGACGCCUCUGGAAGCUGCCAAGUCACCUACACUGUGUCCAACCAUUCCAUCACCAAGACCAAAGAUCUUCUCAGCUGCUCAACGCCAAAGUCUGGAUUCACCUCCACAAACAAAAUUUUUGGAGUUGAGUGGCAGCCCUCCAGCACAAGCCAGUAUGUGGUGAAAGGCAACCUCCUCCAGUCGGUCCUGGCAGAGGAAAGCCACGUGGUGGCUCCAGCCCUGAGAUCCCGCUCUGGCAUCAAAAUCAGUUCAAGGCAGCAGCUCCAGCUGGUGUCUCCUGCAAUGCCUGGGCCAGCAGAAGUGUCUGGACAAAGCCUUGAGGAUGUGCUGGCUGGCACAGAUGCACGGCCCCAGCCCCUGGUCAUGACCAGCCUGCCCUUCAGGAGAGUCUGCACCCACUGCCCAUCGCUGAGAGCCUUCCUGAAGGCUUUUGACAGACAGAGAGCCAAAAUAGACACCUCGAGGGUGGCGACAGCCUGGCAGUUCCAGAGGUUCAUCCAGAUGCUGCGCAGCGCCAAGAAGAGGGAUGUCCUGCAGCUGCUGAGGAGAGCACCUGAGGAGAUGCGCCCCUUCCUCGUGGAGGCAGCGGUGGCCACGCAGUCAGUGGCUUCCUUGGCAGCGCUCUCAGACUUCCUGGAUUUCAGCAAGGAGCCCAAGUCCCUUGUGGAGAAGUUUCUCUACGCAGCAGCUUUCUCUCCCCGGCCUUCUGGAGAGCUUCUCCAUCUCAUCUUAGACAAGCUGGAUGAGAAGCAGCUGUCGCCUGAGACCUGGGAGACAGGGGUAGUUGCUGUGGGCUCUCUGGUGGGCAAGCUGUGCCAGCAGAAGCUCUGUGGGCUGCAGGUGGUGGAGCGUGGGGUGGAAACCAUCCUCAGGGGGCUCAGAGGUGCCGAGGAGGAGCCCAAGGUGGUCAUUUACCUGCUGGCCCUGGGGAAUGCGAUGCUCCCCGAGACCAUCCCCAUUCUCCUGGACCAUGCCGAGGACGGUCCCACUGCUGUCACUGCCGCGGCCACCUCUGCCCUGCAGCGAUUCCCUGUUCCCCACAUCUCCAGCAAGGUGAAGCGAGUGAUGAGGAGGAUUUUCCACCAGAAGAGGAAGAGUUAUGACAAAACCUGUCGCCUAGCCGCUGCAGAAAUCCUCCUGGAUAACCACCCCUUGCCCAUGGAUGUCAUCAACAUCUUGCUGGCCACCAGCGAGAUGGAGACAGAGAUGGCCACGUUCCUGCUGCUGAAAGUCCAGAACAGCCUGCGUGACCACCACCACCUGGCAAGGAACAUAAUGAAAGACAUCAUGGGAGACCCGCGGAUAAAUAAUUACAAUUUCUUCUCUAAAGUCGGCACCUCCUCUUCUUUCUCAGGACCUCUGACAGUCACCCAGGACCUGAUUUCCACUUUCGGGCUGGAUCUACUGUUUUUGGAGGGUGGAUUCCUGAGGAAGAGCGUCUCCGACUUCUCCCUGCUCAGCCAUGGCCAGCGGCUUCGUGCAGCUCAGGUCACCUUUGAAGCACAAGGGAUGGAGUCAAUGAUGGGAGAAAACCUCUCGGAAGGGGAAGAGGAGCCAGAGCUCAUGGCUGGGAUGUCGGCCACCUUCUUUGAUGUCCAGUUGCGGCCAAUCAUCUUCUUCCAGGGCUACACAGAUCUAAUGGCCAAGGUGCUGCUGAGCAGCGGAGAGCCCACCAGUGUGGUCAAAGGGAACCUCCUGCUGAUGGACCAUCACCAGGUCAUUCCUCUGCAGUCUGGCCUCCAAGUGACUGUCAAACUCCAGGGCAGCCUGGGGCUGGAUAUUUCAGCUGACAUGGAUGUGAGCAUUUGGGAGCAGGAACUGAAAACCAGCGUCAAUGCGAGGGGAAGCCUCACUAUGGAUUUCCAGGCAGAACUAGAUUCCCCUUUCCUCCAAGCCACCCUGAGGAGCCAGACAGAGGUGGAGACCUCUAUCCACUUCGACACCAUGCUGAGGUUUUCCAGCAGCCCCGUGCUCAUGUGCCUGCAGCUGAGAGAGGAACAGGUCCCGUACAGAGAAAUCUUCACAGUUUCCCAGUCUGCUGGGAGCCAGAGCAGCACCUCUCGGAAAGGCCGGCAUGGCACCGUGCCUGGGAGGGAAUUUGCCUUGCACCAAACCAAUUCCAAGGUCUGCAACCUCCUGCUGACAGCAGAAAAAGAAUAAGGAGUCAGAGCACUUAGGGACUCUCCUCCACAACCACCUUUCAACUAGAAAAAUGCUGCAAUAAGGACAUCAGAAGGGACCACAGGAGGAACUGCUGAAGGACAGACACACCCCUUGCCUCCAAAUCUGCCCUCACACCCCAAAAGGCUGAGAUUUCCCCCUCCUGGACUCCUCCCUUUCAUGGGGAAGGGCCUUGCUGGAAGCCAAGCAUGUCCUCGUGAAAAACUGCCUUAUUUUGCAAGUGAGUGAGUUUCUCAGAGCCCAAGAAACCCUCCUGCAAGCCUGCACCCCAAAAUGCCAUGUUUUCUCCCCAUUUAUCAAAACUGUCAGGAGGGAAUACAUUUGCAGCUAGCUGGAAGUCCCCACUGGAGGGAAUAAAUGACCUUCUUUUAAUGCACAGCUUUUUUGGCUGCCAAAUUUUCCAAGAAUAUGGAAAAAAACUGAUUUCUGGAGGAGGUGCAAUGGUUUUUAAUAUUUUUUUAAUGCAACUCCAGAAUAAUCCUCAGGGAGAAAAACAGAGAAGCAAGAACAAAAUGCCAAUUAUUCCAUGUUCUUUCUGGCUUAAUUGAAGGUGUUCACAUUCUUUUGCACACGAAGGCAACUCAGCUCCCUCUCAGCUUGGUGCCAGCCUCAUAUUCCUGGGAGAAUUUACACUCUUUUGCCAGGGAUGUGGCCAGUGCCUUCCCACUCCAGUGUCUACAGGACAGGCAGGGCUGCAAGGAUCAUCUGAUGUCAUUAAAAACACCUUGUAAUUAAAAUCCACAAGGGCAUGAGCAGAGGUGACUUCUGCCUGCAGCCUCAUGUCUUAACUGUUGAUCCAAAGUUUAUGUAUUAAUGGAGAAGCCUCUGGCCUCUCAUCUCCCGGGCAGCAGCUCCCCUGCUCUUUUACUGGAGAUAAGAUUUGCCCCCACCCUACGUGUGGGAAGGCAGCAUUCCAGCAACAGAGGGAUCCAGCAGCUUCCCUCUCCUGCUGAUAUUUGGGCUCUUUUGGUGACCAUUUAUGAGAAUUACAAUUAGCUUUGGGUAAAUAUUGUCCUCCUGCUUUGCAUUCUGCUCCUGAGCUGAAUUGUUAUCAUCCCCCACCACCCAACACCUCCAGCACUGGAGGGAGGCUCGCGAGGAAAAAGCAGCAUUUCUCCAUUCUUUCCUGAUAAUGAUGUGCCUUGGAAAGUAUUUUUAGCCCUUAUUUUGUGUGUGUUAUAAAACAAGCUUUUUAGAAAAGAAAAGAGGGACAUGGAGUACAUUUUUUAAAAUUAUGAGCCUGAAAUGUUAGCACUGAGUCUCCUGGUUCAGCGGACGAAAAUGGUCUGGUUUUCCAUCUGGAGACACCAAUUACAAGCGCUUUGGUUAUGUACAGAAAUAAAUGCCAAGUAUUUUUA
Molecule: messenger RNA, 5362 nt
Organism: Corvus hawaiiensis (hawaiian crow)
Lineage: Eukaryota; Metazoa; Chordata; Aves; Passeriformes; Corvidae
Product: microsomal triglyceride transfer protein-like
Exons: 17
Coding region: 1314-3983 (889 amino acids)
Biological process (GO): lipoprotein metabolic process; lipid transport
Cellular component (GO): Golgi apparatus; endoplasmic reticulum; basolateral plasma membrane
Molecular function (GO): lipid binding
Source: RefSeq, a predicted model, not a curated record